This is a messenger RNA of Symbiodinium sp. CCMP2592, 2397 nucleotides long. The record is from the annotation of a GenBank genome assembly. NCBI's taxonomy places the organism in Eukaryota, Dinophyceae, Suessiales, Symbiodiniaceae.
AUGGAGAAGAGCUAUGAGGGCGGCGCGAUGAGCAUGGCCAGCCAAGCAAAAGCUCGAGACCAGCGAGCCAAGGCCACGCCCUCACCCGGCCUUCUGCAUCAACUGGUCUACGAUACUCAGACCAAAGAGAGAUCAGAGUACACCACGUGGAGAGUGCAGCGUGCUGCGAGACGAUUCGUUCGAGCAGCCGUUCCGUUCACUGGCAUGUGCAUCUCCGUGAUGAGCUUGCAUUUUCUGGAGGGCGGCAUGGCCCCGACCAGAUAUCUGCAGACUUGCGGCAUGAUGGCUGCUCUGUGUUUGGUAAGCUUUCACUGCGCCCGAUCGUUCUUUUCGUCUGCAAUGUCGAGGAGCAUCUUUCUGCAGCUGGCCUUCUUUGGCUGCCAGGAGGUGUUGCUGACAGCUGCAGCAUCAUCGAUGCGCGCAGGCUCUUCGCAGCUCAUCUUCUACGUCAGUACAGCCCUGCCUUGGCUCUUUCUUUUUGCGGCCCUGGGACGAGUGCCUCUGGGCUUGCUCCUUGCAGUGGUGUGUCCCUUGCAUAUGGGCUGCUGGCUGGCACUCCGCGCGGCUUGCACGGGUCUCUCAUCGCACUGCUUGGCGCUGGGCCUUCUUCAAUGUGCAGGUGCCGUGCUGACGCAUUUUGCUGUUGAGACUGCCGAGCUUGAGAACUUCCGUUUCCUGUCGGCCCUUACCAGCGAACAGCAGCACAUGGAGUCCAUGCACAUGGUCUUUCGAGGAAUGGUUUCCAGCCUUUUCGAUGCAUCCUGCAUCUGUAAUGAUGAUGGCCAGGUUCAUUGCUGGUCUCAGUCCGCCCCACCGACCGAUGAGAUGGAUUUGGCGACGGCGUCACUGGUUACAGCAGAGAAUCUCUUCGACUUGACUUCCAAUGUGGCAGAGUCGAAGCAGCUGUCGGACUUCCUCCAGCACCUGAGCUUGAAAGCUUUGGCAUCAGCAGAGAGGGCGGCGAGUGUCACCAUCAAGCUCAAAAGAAGCAUCUUCGAGGUCCAGCUGUACGGCUUCAAGGUGCCGGCGCGAACCCAUCGAUUGAAGUCUCCGUCCGAGACUGGCUUCGGAGAGGGGCGGAUCUUGAUCGGGGUGAAGCUCACAGCUGCCCAAGAGGCCCGCGCAACCUCCAAGGGGCGAUCUGGCGUUGACUCCCCGGGGUCGAAGGCCGCAAGCAGGAGGUGCCACGAUGUGUCCAGAGGUGGCCCUUCGCGUCAAGUCUCCGGGGGGCCAAACAUGCCACUGCGCCAAGUAUCCGGAGGGCCAAGCAUCCCGCUCAUCCCACUGGAUGCUGAGGCAACUUCUCCGCACAAAGGGCUUCGUACAUCUCCAUCUUUCGGCGGUGCGUUGGCCGAUGACGAGCUCGGACCAAUCAGGAGGGACUCCAAGCAAAAGAGUGCCAAUUCCGAGCAAAGUCCCGCCAAGGUGCUACACCGGACUAAAUCUGAUACGGAUGGCCUGGCAGACGAUGAGCAGGGAAAAGCUGCUCCCAAGAGGACUGCUCAGCGAACAGGCGGCAUCACCAGCCGGCUGCACAAACGAGCGAUGCUGGGUGGGAUGAAACCUUUGCAGAUGGACUGUGACAAGGUCGUCGCUGAAACGACGGAAACCUUCGUGGACGCAGCAGAGAAGUACGACAUGUUGGAGCUGAUUGGCAGAGGGAGCGCGGCGGUGGUCAAAAAGGCGGUGCGGAAGCAGGAUGGCGUCGUUGUUGCUCUCAAGAUUGCCGGUUCCAAAGACAACUUCUCUUUGGCCGAGGCAGAAUUCCGGAUGCUGCAGUCCAUCAAGCAUCCGCAUGUAAUUCGGGCGCUCGACUUCUUUGCCACAUCCGUCAGCGCGAUCAUGGUCUUGGAGUUCUUCGAAGGUGGCAGCUUAGAGGAAGCGGUCCCAAAGCUGCCUGGAUCGCGUCUUCCGGAGCUGAAAGCCCGGUCCCUGUUCAAAGCGCUGCUGUCAGCCGUGUGCUAUCUGCAUACCCGGCGCAUCAUCCACCGAGAUGUAAAGCCGUCCAACGUCGUGGUGUCGGCCGACUUUUCCGACUUGCGACUACUGGACUUCAACGUCGCCAAGCGCUUGACAGAAGGAGGAGCCUUGACAUUGACAGGGACACGGCUCUACUGCGCACCGGAAGUUCUCGACGGCGAGCCACCAAACGAAGCCAAUGAUGUCUGGGGCUGUGGCCUUUGCGUUUACUUCAUGCUCGCCGGCCGGCUUCCCUGGAAGAUCCUGCCCACCGAGAACUUCUUCGAGACGCUGCCGGCGCUUCGGGUCUCGGGAUCCUGGUGCCUUUCACUGUCGGAGCCCUGCAAGUCGGUACUGCGCCAAUGCUUGACGAUCGACCCAAUCUGGAGACCGGCUGCGACGACCAUUAUGCUGCAUGAGUGGUUCUGGAUGCAGUAA